Molecule: messenger RNA, 600 nt
Organism: Zygotorulaspora mrakii
Lineage: Eukaryota; Fungi; Ascomycota; Saccharomycetes; Saccharomycetales; Saccharomycetaceae
Gene: PST2
Product: flavodoxin-like fold family protein
Exons: 1
Coding region: 1-600 (199 amino acids)
Molecular function (GO): NAD(P)H dehydrogenase (quinone) activity; FMN binding
Source: RefSeq, a predicted model, not a curated record
AUGGCCCCAAAAGUUGCUAUCAUAAUCUACACUCUUUACGGACACACCGCUACCUUGGCUGAAGCUGAAAAGAAGGGUGUUGAAGCUGCUGGUGGAUCCGCUGAGAUUUUCCAAGUCCCAGAAACCUUAUCACCAGAAGUGGUUCAGGCUAUGGGUGGUCAACCAAAACCUGAUUACCCAUUAGCUACCAGGGAAACGUUGGAAGAUUACGACGCCUUUUUGUUUGGUGUGCCAACCCGUUUCGGUAAUGCUUCAGCACAAUUCCGUUCCUUCUGGGAUGCAACCGGUGGGCUAUGGGCUAAAGGUGCAUUGCAUGGUAAGCCAGCUGGUAUGUUUGUUUCUACCGGAACUGGUGGUGGUAGAGAAGCUACAAUUAUCAACAAUCUAUCGACUUUAGUUCAUCACGGUAUGAUUUUCGUCCCAUUGGGUUACAAGAACAGUUUCUCUGAGCUGUGCAACAUCACUGAGCCUCACGGCAGUUCAGCAUGGGGUGCGGGUGCUCUCUCUGCAUCUGAUGGUUCCAGACAGCCAUCCGCACUAGAGUUGUCAAUUCACGAAAUUCAAGGUAAGACUUUCUAUGAGACUAUUCAAAAGUUCUAA